AAAUAUAUGUAUAAUAUAUCAAAGUUACUGUAUAAUUUGAUUUGCUACAGAAUAUUCCACAAAUAUUGUAUAGUUAAUACAAAUUAUAAAUUGUGACUAAUCAAUUAAAUUUAUCACACUUCAUUUCUCGCAACAAGAUGAGUAAUACAUUAUCUGGUAAACGUACUUAUCAGAUAUAUUAUCAGGAUUGGUUAUAGUAGUUGCACCUUUUGCUCUGACUGAAUAAGCAACCAUUGAUACCUAGUCUGAAUGUGAAAUUAAAUCGCGAAUAAUAAAAUUACGAAUCAUAAUGUUUAAUUACUGUAAUAUCAUUAUGUUAUUGCUUUUAAUCAUGUGCAACAAAUGUUUGUGUGACAUAUGCAAAACCUGUAUAUGUUCUGCCUUAAGAACAAUUAUUGAUUGCCAUGACAAACACCUAGGAGUCAAUGAUGUCUUUAAUUUCGAUCUUCUUACUCUUGACCAGCAUCAACCAUUAAACAAACUUAUUCUUUCAAAAAAUAACAUAGUACUUUUACCUAUAAACGAACUAAAAAAUCUGAAACAUUUAAAAAAAUUAGAUCUGUCUCAGAAUCAGUUGGAUAAUAUACAUUCAGAUAUCUUCAAGAAUCUAAACGAUCUCGAAGACUUAAAUUACUCCCAUAAUCUAUUAUGGGGCUUCGAUAUUUCCAUCCUAAACAUAGACUCUUCUCUUUCCAAAUUUAAUUUAAGUCAUAAUCGGAUCAAUAGCUUGGAGAGAAGCUCAGAAAACACAACAACCAAAUUGAAAGUUCUCGAUGUGUCUCACAACAAUCUUACUAAUCUGAAUUUUCUUGAUGGGUUACCGCAACUGAAAUAUUUGGAUCUCUCCUUCAAUAAAUUGACUAUUCUCCCAACCAAGUCACUGUUCCGCCUGCAGCAUUUGAAGAUUCUUUACAUUAACAACAAUCAUCUUCUCGAUUUAAAUCUCCAAAAUCUACCAUUGUCACUGCUGGAACUUUAUGCAGGAAACAAUUUUAUUAACCACUUAUUACUACAAAAAUCAUCAAUUCGUAUUUUAAACAUUCAAAAUAAUCGCAUUUCUGAUAUAUCUAAAAAUUUAACAUUAUUGGAAGGAUUAAAAGAUCUAAAUAUUAAUGGAAAUUCUUUGUCAAGAUUUCCAGAUGUUUUUCUGAAAGAUUUGGAAAUACUGGAUUUAUCCUUUAACAAUCUAACAAUGAUUCCAGAAACGGUUUCUAUUAAGAAUUUUCCAAAUUUAAGAAUUUUAAAAGUUAAUGAAAAUCGUCUAAAAGAUAUAAAAAUCCGGUCUGAAUUGAGAUUGGAAAGGCUUGAAGUAAAUAUUGUGGAGACGAUUGAAGAGAUUAGUAAAGAAGCAUUUCUAAUGCUACGGGAGAGAGAGAAUGAUUGUAUUAACAUAACUAUUUCGAGUAAUAAGAAGUUGAGUACAAUCGAGAAAAAUGUUUUUCAGCAUAUGAACAUUUGUUUUCUAGAUUUGAGCAAUAAUUGUUUUGCUCAUUUGCCGUCAGAAUUAUUUGAUGUAAAUAUGAAUUAUCUCAUUAAUCUGCAAGGUAAUCCAUUUAUUUGCAAUUGCUCAUUGCAAUGGAUGUUAAAUAUAUUAGUCCCAAAACUUUACUUGAUGAAGCCUAGUCUGUUAGAAGAUUUAAGAUGUGCUGGUCCAUCUCCAUUAACUAAUAAAAGAAUGAUUCAUUGGUAUAAAUGGAAGGGAAAAGUUUUUUGCGAUGACUUUUCCCAUUUCGCAGAAAGAAUGACUGUUAAUAUUGCAAGUAUCUCUGACAAACAGGUCGUGACAUUCGAAACCAGUCCCGGAAUGAUAGCUGCUCUGGCCACGGCGAUCGCCCUGCUUGCAAUUCUAACGAUAAUCGGCAUUCUGCUGACUCAAAGAAUGAUCGCGAAAAAAAGACGAAUUAAUCGUAAAUUUUAGUAAAUAGAUAAGGUAUCGACUCAAUCGUAGAUUUGCAGAUAGAAUAAAUCAUGUAAAUUGUGACAACUCAAUAAUUCAGUAACCAAUUGAAAUAUCGAAAAAACCCGCUGAUGAUAAGAUCAAAGAUAAGAAAAAAUGCACAUUAUUUGUGUGAUGUACAUUAUAUACAUAUCUUUU
Messenger RNA from Formica exsecta, 2095 nucleotides. Its product is annotated as leucine-rich repeat and death domain-containing protein 1-like. Gene Ontology annotation, molecular function: protein binding. Lineage: Eukaryota; Metazoa; Arthropoda; Insecta; Hymenoptera; Formicidae. The coding region runs from base 290 to 1918 and encodes 542 amino acids. The transcript is spliced from 5 exons. The record is from RefSeq and is a predicted model, not a curated record.